Messenger RNA from Dermacentor silvarum, 960 nucleotides. RefSeq lists its product as uncharacterized. Lineage: Eukaryota; Metazoa; Arthropoda; Arachnida; Ixodida; Ixodidae. The record is from RefSeq and is a predicted model, not a curated record. The transcript has a single exon. The coding region runs from base 1 to 960 and encodes 319 amino acids.
AUGGCCGACCAGGAAGCCCUCGCCGCUCUUCGCCAACAAGUACAACAUCUUCAAGAGCAACUUCAGGCCCAGCAACAAGUAAUCAAGAACCAAGAGCAGCAACUCCAUGAACAGCAGCAACGCACCCAAAGUGAACCGCACUCAUCUGACAAUGCUGCGCAGCCGCGCUCGGGCCACGCCCCCCAAAGCUCUGCUCCAGUGGGCACCACCACUCCAGCGGCCACCGCCAACACGGACGUCUGUCGCGUCACCGUCAAGCUCCCACCCUUUUGUGCAGAGUCACCCGAGGUGUGGUUCGCUCAAGUCGAGGCGCAGUUUUCAAUGGCACCUAUUACUCAGGACCGGACGCGCUACGACUACGUCGUCGCCCACCUAGACUCUCGAUACGCAGCUGAGCUCCGCGACGUACUCGCAAGUCCUCCAGCUAACGACUGCUACCUGCAGCUGAAGAGGGAACUAAUUCGGCGGCUUUCACCUUCAGAAGACGAGAAAUUAUGUCAACUCCUUCAACACGAAGCGCUCGGUGACCGCAAGCCAUCGCAGCUCCUGCGCCUUAUGCGUCCCCUCGCGGGCAGCACGCCUGUUGACGACUCCCUCCUGCGAAUAAUGUGGCUUGACCGUUUACCCUCUCACGCUCAGGCCAUCCUCAAGGUUCAGCCGAAUCUGCCGCUGGACCAGCUCGCCGAAAUCGCCGACCGAGUCGUCGAAGCCUCUCCACUGCCACCACCCCUUUUCGUCCACGCCGCCGGCAGCCCACAGCCCACCCCCGAGCUCGCUAGCCGUAUCGACGAAAUCGUCCGUCAGGUGGAUUCUAUUCAAAGGCAUCUGGAUCAACGCCCGACGUUGGGUCUCGGAAAACGCACCCAAAGCCGAGGCCGAAACACCGAUUCAUCGCAAGAAAACCACAACGGCCUCUGCUACUACCAUCGUCGCUUUGGUGACAGAGCCCGGAAAUGCUAA